This is a messenger RNA of Pimephales promelas (fathead minnow), 1262 nucleotides long. It is a transcript of the gene slc25a34, whose product is annotated as solute carrier family 25 member 34. The record is from RefSeq and is a predicted model, not a curated record. NCBI's taxonomy places the organism in Eukaryota, Metazoa, Chordata, Actinopteri, Cypriniformes, Leuciscidae.
GCCUCGUGUUUACGAGGGUGUGUGUGUGUGUGUGUGUGUGUGAAUCUCAACAGAAACGCGAGCGGACUCGAUUUGAAUCCUGGACUUGAUUUGUCAGAAACAUGCUAAUACAGUAUAACAUGACGAGAUAACCGGCGGCCCAGCUGGAUCUUCGGUGUCUCCUGGCUCCAGACAUGUCUGUGACGCGGCUCCUGACCCCUCCGCAGACCCUCGGCCCCGGGCCCCUGUGGCCCCCGCUGGACUUCAGCCUGGGUGCGCUGGCGUGCUGUGGGGCCUGUGUGUUCACCAACCCGCUGGAGGUGGUGAAGACGCGUCUGCAGCUGCAGGGCGAGCUGAGGGCCCGCGGCUCCUACCAGCGGCUGUACCGCGGGGUCCUGCAGGCGCUGUGGCUCGUGGGCCGCACCGACGGGGUCCGGGGCCUGCAGAAGGGGCUCACGGCGGCGCUGCUGUACCAGGGCCUGAUGAACGGCGUCCGGCUCGGGUUCUACUCCUACACGCAGGCCUCGGGACUCGCCGACGGCCCCGGGGGGAGUCUGAUCGCAGGGGCCGCGGCUGGAGCUCUGGGGGCCUUUGUCGCCUCGCCCGCGUAUCUGGUAAAAACACACCUGCAGGCGCAGACGGUGGCGGCCAUCGCUGUCGGUCACCAGCACAACCAUCAGAGCGUGUCGAGCGCGCUGCUGUCCAUCUACCGGCGCGAGGGUGUGACGGGUCUGUGGCGCGGGGUCAACGGGGCCGUGCCAAGGGUCACGGUGGGGUCAGCGGCUCAACUCUCCACGUUCAGCUCGGCUAAAGACUGGGUCACACGCGCGCAGUGGUUCAGUCCUCACAGCUGGCUCAUCGCGCUCAUCGCUGCCAUGAUUAGCGGAGUCGCCGUGUCCAUCACGAUGACCCCGUUUGACGUCAUCAGCACACGACUGUACAACCAACCAGUGGACGAGUUUAAGAGGGGCCGCCUGUACAGCGGGUUUGUGGACUGUCUGAUGAAGGUUUGCGCCGCUGAGGGGAUUGUGGGUCUGUAUAAGGGAAUGGUGCCGGUGUUUGUGCGUUUGGCUCCUCAUACGGUUCUCAGUAUGCUCAUAUGGGACGUCCUGAGGCAGCGAGCGCUGCUAUACACACACUGAAGAGAUUCCCCAUACUCCCACACUCACUCCACGCCGGACUCAAUGCAGUUGGGUUUACCUCACCAGUGUGUCUUAUUUCUAAAUAACUAAAAGACUCUUUGUGUUUUUAAAACGUGAUGAUUAAAGUUUCUACUGACAGAC